ACUAUUGGUCGUUGACGCGCACGCAACACACCAAUAGUGCGCUUUCACGUUAUUCUACGGGUUUACUAGCGCUAACUCCGCUUAUGUGAAUCCCGAGGAGCACUCUGACACAAAAAUCGAGCCCAACCUAAGACGCAGGCUUAUGUUUACGUUGCACAGGCAGCAGUCGUUUAAUAGAAAUGGCAGACGAGUCUCUGUUUGACUUUCUCCAUAUGGAGAUCGUGUCACAUGUUUACAAGGAGCAUCAAUCCAGUAAAGGAGCGAUGGACAACAAGGACAGAGCUGUCUGUGUUUCUGUCCUCGAGAGCAUGGGCUUCAGGGUGGGACAAGGACUCAUUGAGAGGUUGACCAGGGACUCUCCCAGCUUUAAGGAUGAGUUGGAUAUAAUGAAGUUCAUCUGUAAAGACUUCUGGACAAAGGUGUUCAGGAGGCAGGUCGACAACCUCAGAACAAACCAUCAGGGUACUUAUGUUCUACAAGACAACAAGUUUUCUCUGCUUACACAACUGUCCAGUGGAAAGCAGUACCUGGAUCAGGCUCCCAAGUACCUCGCUUUUUCAUGCGGUGUGGUGAGAGGAGCUCUGUCUAACCUUGGUCUGGACAGCGUGGUAACAGCCGAGGUCUCUGUUAUGCCAUCCUGUAAGUUCCAGGUGGUGAUCCAGAAGUUGUGAUCUGAUCCUCUCUGCUAUCCUGUUGUUGAUGAACGGGGCCCUGUGGGGUUCUGUUAAUCCUAGGAAAGCAGUUCCAGUUCCAAACAUUUCCAUAUCUGUGUCAAACAGGAUUAACCAGGUUCUGCUGACAACCCGGUCAGGGUCAGACAGGGUUUACCUUUUACUUGUCUUACUCUGAUAGAAAACAAGAUUUAUUCAAUUCUUUUUGCAUCUUGUUUUUGACAGGUUAUUUUCUCAUUUGAGCAAAAUAAUGUACCAUGUUCUCAACUUGAGUUUUCACUCAACAAGCGAAGGCCUAGCCCUGACUGAUUCCUCUUGACUGAGCUUUGAAAAGAAAUUGACUGUCAUUGGCUGUGAACACAAUAACGUGAAUGUACAGUAAAUCACAUGGUAAUGUAAUAUGUCUUUGUAAUGUGAUGCACUGUUGAGUCUCUAGACUGGCUGAGUGCUUAUUAAGAAAUAAUUGAAAAUGUUAAAAAAAAUCAGCAGAAUUUAGGAUGAGACCUCAUUUUGGAUGGUAUUUCAGAACUGCCGUAAGAUCUCUUUUAGCAUUCAUCCAGAUGAUGGCUAGUAAAACUUUGAAACACGCAGCAGAUUCAUUAUUCACCACUUGUUUCACUGAGCAGCUGCAACCAGCUCCUGGUGCUUCACUCUGCCUUGUAGCAGGUUGCCUUUAGGAGCUGUGUGUUUCAUGUAUGCUGGUGGUCAUUUUAAAUUUCAGUUCAUUUUAGGCAGAAUGCAAAUCUGGGAUGAAUCGCUGGUACAGAAAAUUAUGUUACAUUAUUCAAUCUGUCAGCAGGUUUAAGGCCUACCUUUUCUACAAAUUUGAAAGUGUAAUGACAUCAAGUUAGUGAGUCACUCUGUUUCUGUGUCACAUUUCAGAGUUGACGGCUCAAACUGGGUUUACAGGCUGUUAUUUUUUGUACCAAGAUGUACAUUUUUUUGUCCUUUCUACAACAUUGAUAUAUAUAGUCUUUUAUUUUCUCAGUAUAUAGUAGUGACUGAAUCGUGCUAUAAAUCUUUGGAAUCAUCUCAAAUGGAUUUGUUUCUAUAUUUGUUAAUGACACCCCUGCUUUGCUUAAAGAUCCCCCCUUACAUAUGAGUUCCACAGCAGCUUAAAAAUGUACAGCCAUAAGUAUGUGUAUUUUGUUUUAUUUAUUUUAUUUUCUCUCAAUGGAGUAAUAAUGUCAUGACAAGAGCACCACAAAAACAAUGCCUGUUGUUUUUCAAAAGAAAAGACACCACACUGAACACAAUUCACCUCACUGGUAGAUGCUGUUGCCUCUUUGAGCCACGAGGGGGACAUAAAGCUCUUAUUAUUAUUCUAAUCUAUGGUGCUCCACCAGUUUGCCAGUUUACAAUUUUGAGAGGUUAUGUUCAGUAUCUCCUUUAUUGUUCUAUCUUGUUCUCACAAAUUUCUUUUUUUUUUUUUUCAAUCACUCCCAGGGUUUGUCUGGGGAGAACAGAGAACCCAUAGUUCAGCAAACUUGGAUUUACAGUGCACUGAAAAACACCCCUUGUGUAUUUAUUCAUAUUAUGCAACAGCUUUUAUUUUUGUCUCUGCUCUAAUAAAGUACCUCUGACAGUGUUCCAGUAUUCCACUGCCAUCUGUGUAAUAGUUUUACAGAAUAAAGGUCAUUACUGGGCACUUUAUCCAUUUAAUGUGCUCCAAA
Scatophagus argus is the source of this 2344-nucleotide messenger RNA. RefSeq names its product trafficking protein particle complex subunit 6B, like (gene trappc6bl). The transcript is spliced from 7 exons. The coding region runs from base 180 to 671 and encodes 163 amino acids. Gene Ontology annotation, biological process: endoplasmic reticulum to Golgi vesicle-mediated transport; regulation of GTPase activity. Lineage: Eukaryota; Metazoa; Chordata; Actinopteri; Scatophagidae. Gene Ontology annotation, cellular component: trans-Golgi network; cis-Golgi network; TRAPP complex. The record is from RefSeq and is a predicted model, not a curated record.